Molecule: messenger RNA, 3335 nt
Organism: Strigops habroptila (Kakapo)
Lineage: Eukaryota; Metazoa; Chordata; Aves; Psittaciformes; Psittacidae
Gene: UNC45B
Product: unc-45 myosin chaperone B
Exons: 19
Coding region: 1-2787 (928 amino acids)
Molecular function (GO): Hsp90 protein binding
Source: RefSeq, a predicted model, not a curated record
AUGGAGGAUCCCAUCCAGCUGAAAGAGGAGGGCAAUAAGUAUUUUCAGGCCAAUGACUACGAGAAAGCUGUUCAAAGCUACACUCAAGCCAUAAAGCUCAACAAGGACAAGGCGCUGCAGGCAGUGCUGUACAGGAACAGGGCAGCGUGUUUCCUCAAGAAGGAGGAAUAUGCCAAGGCAGCCUCAGAUGCAUCUAGAGUUAUUGACAUCAAUUCCUCGGAUAUCAAAGCCUUGUACCGGCGCAGCCAAGCUCUGGAAAAACUGGGGAAGUUGGACCAAGCAUUCAAAGAUGCUCAGAAAUGUGCCACCCUUGAACCCCGCAACAAAAACUUCCAGGAGACCUUGAGGCGACUGGGAGCCAACAUCCAGGAGAAGCUGCGCAUUCAGUUCUCCACAGACUUGAGGGUGCAGAAGAUGUUUGAAAUCCUGCUGGAUGAGAACAGCGACAAAGAAAAGCGGGAAAAGGCUGCAAACAACCUCAUAAUCCUGGGACGGGAGGAAGCGGGUGCUGAGAGGAUCUUCCAGAACAACGGGGUCAGCCUGCUGCUGCAGCUGAUAGAAACCAAGAAUCCUGAGCUGGUCCUGGCAGCCGUGAGGACGCUCUCGGAAAUGUGCACAGGGCACAAGGCUCGGGCCACUGCCAUUCUCCAUCACCUGGGCAUUGACAACAUUUGUAUGUGGAUGUCUGUGGACAACGAAGAGAUCUCCCUGGCUGCCUGCAGCCUCCUGCAGGCCAUCACCGACUGCUUGCUGGGCCAGGGGAAAGAGGAGCAUCACGGGAAGGAGGAGGCUGUAGUGCUCGAUACUAAAAAAGACUUGAGGAUGAUCACAAUGCGUUUGCUGGAUAUGUUGGUCAGCAAGAAAGUAUCUGGGCAAGGGCGAGACCGAGCUCUCAACCUCCUCAACAAGAAUAUACCAAGGAAGGACCUGAAAGACCAUGACAACAGCAGGACCAUCUUUGUCAUCGACAAUGGCUUAAAAAAGAUCCUGAAAGUGGUGGGCCAGAUUCCUGAGCUGCCUGACUGCCUGCCGCUGACAGAGAACACCCAGCUGAGCGCCUCUGUGCUCCUAAAUAAGCUCUACGAUGACCUGCGCUGUGACCCGGAGCGGGACAACUACCGAGUGAUCUGCGAGGAGUACAUCAAGAGCAAAGUUGACCCACAGGACAUGGAUAAAACACUCCAUGCCAUCCAGAUGGUGUCUGGAGUUCUGCAAGGGCCCUUUGACUUGGGCAAUAAGCUGCUUGGCAUGAAAGGAGUCAUGGAGAUGAUGGUGGCCCUGUGUGGGUCCGAGAGAGAGAUUGACCAGCUGGUGGCUGUGGAAGCCCUCAUCCAUGCCUCCACCAAGCUGAGCCGGGCCACCUUCAUCAUCUCCAAUGGGGUGGCGCUCCUGAAGGAGAUCUACAAGAAGACCAAGAAUGAGAAGAUCAAAAUCCGAGCCCUGGUGGGUCUCUGCAAGCUGGGCUCAGCAGGAGGUACCGAUUAUGGACUGCGGCAGUUUGCUGAGGGGUCCACUGAGAAGUUAGCCAAGCAGUGCAGGAAAUGGUUGUGCAAUGCCAGCAUUGAUGUCCGCACAAGGAGAUGGGCUGUGGAAGGGAUGUCAUAUCUAACCCUUGAUGCGGAUGUGAAAGAUGACUUUGUUGAAGAUGAGCCAGCUCUGCAAGCUAUGUUUGAAUUAGCCAAGACAAGUGACAAGACUAUCUUGUAUUCUGUGGCUUCUGUGCUGGUGAACUGUACCAACAGCUAUGACACCACGGAGCUGGUCCCAGAGCUGGUGCAACUGGCAAAGUUCUCCAAGCAGCACGUGCCUGAGGAGCAUCCGAAGGACAAGAAGGAUUUUGUGGUGAAGCGGGUGAAGCGGUUGCUGAAAGCUGGUGUUGUCUCUGCCCUGGCCUGCAUGGUUAAGGCAGACAGUGCCAUACUGACAGACCAGAGCAAAGAGCUCAUCGCCAGGGUGUUUCUUGCCUUGUGUGAAGACCCCAAGGACCGUGGGACCAUUGUCGCUGAAGGUGGUGGAAAGGCCCUGAUACCUCUGGCUCUGGAAGGCACAGAAGUUGGCAAGAUAAAAGCUUCUCAUGCUCUAGCAAAAAUUGCUGCUAUCUCCAAUCCAGACAUGGCAUUCCCAGGGGAGAGGGUGUACGAGGUGGUGAGGCCCCUUGUCAGCCUGCUGAACACAGAGAGAGAUGGCCUGCAGAACUAUGAGGCUCUGUUAGGUCUCACUAACUUUUCAGGAAGAAGUGAUAAACUUCGGACGAAGAUAGUCAAAGAGAAGGCCCUGCCAGAUAUUGAAAACUACAUGUUUGAGAAUCAUGACCAACUUCGACAGGCAGCCACGGAGUGCAUGUGCAACCUGGUGGUCAACAAGGAGGUUCAAGAGCGGUUUGUGGCAGAUGGAAAUGACCGGCUGAAGUUGGUGGUGUUACUGUGUGGUGAGGAUGAUGAGAAAGUCCAGGUUGCAGCAGCAGGAGCCCUGGCCAUGCUUACAGCAGCACAAAAGAAGCUCUGCUCUAAAAUGACUGAAGUGACCACCCAGUGGCUUGAAAUCCUGCAGAGGCUCUGCCUGCAUGAUAACAUGGAAGUACAGCACCGAGGACUGGUCGUUGCUUUCAACUUAAUCAAUGCUGACAAAGACCUAGCGAAGAAGCUGGUGGAGACGGAGCUCCUAGAGAUCCUGACAUACAUCGGCAAGCAAGAAGACGCCAAGAAGCAGCACAUCAUUAACGUAGCACACGAUUGCCUCACGAGGUGCAUGGAUUAUGGGCUCAUCAAACCCCUCUCUCAGGCAUGAGGAAAUUAAAAACACCAAGAAAGACUGAAUGUAGGGGGGAAGAAAGCUACUGAGAAAUAUGUAACAGUGAGAGCCAUGAGGGAAAUCUAAUGCCAUUGUUAAGGCAUGGAGUCAUUUGGGGACAAUUUUGGAAGAUCAGAAACAAUAUGAGGAAAAGGGAGACUGGGAAUCUUGGAAAGUGUCCAUCUGAGUAACCCAGAUGGUGUUAAACCCUUUUUGCCCCCAUUCAGCUGACAAUGAUGAAAGCUUCAAGGCCCAGCUGUAAAAGAGUCAGUUGUGUUGCGAAUGCACUGGGGACUGUUGAGGGAAACUCAAUUGAGCUGAAAUCUGUCCUGCAACCAUCUACAGCUCCUGGUAAUUGUGGAAUUCCUUGCAAUGGUGGAACAGGGAGGGUUAAAUGCCUUCUAUGCUGUAGUCAGAAAAUAGGUUGGGUUUUAGCUGUGUGCUUUGUUAAUUUAUGGUAAUUUUAAACAGCCGUAAGUGGUGUGACAAAGUGUGAGGAUGGUGGGUGAACUCCUAAUAAAUUCACUUCUUUGUUCCAUGUGGAA